Molecule: messenger RNA, 2737 nt
Organism: Anthonomus grandis grandis
Lineage: Eukaryota; Metazoa; Arthropoda; Insecta; Coleoptera; Curculionidae
Product: delta(24)-sterol reductase-like
Exons: 7
Coding region: 207-1715 (502 amino acids)
Biological process (GO): steroid metabolic process
Cellular component (GO): cytoplasm; membrane
Molecular function (GO): FAD binding; Delta24(24-1) sterol reductase activity
Source: RefSeq, a predicted model, not a curated record
CUGACAUGCCCAGUAAACGAAAUUCCUUCCCAAUGCCAAGCCAGACAUUAAUGAAUUCAGUACCUAACGCUUUGUUUCAACCUUUCUUGUGACUACUCGUGAGAGAGUUUUAUUUUUGUCUUUAUGGUUGCCAGUUUCUAAUUAGUUUCGAACUGGCUCUCUUAAUGUGAUCUGCCGUUUCAAGGCGAAACCAAAUUGAAUAAAAAAUGGACAAAGGUUGCGACAAUUUAACCGAGUAUAUCCUUAUAAACUACCGAUGGGUAUUUGUAUGUCUGUUUUUAUUACCAAUCUCGUUUCUGUAUGAUUUGUGGCUUUAUUUUCGAAACUGGAUUGUUUUUAAACUGACCAGCGCGCCCAAAAAACACGACACCAAGGUUAAAUACAUCCAAAAGCAGAUUCACCAAUGGGGUAUACAAGGAAAAAAAACUCAAAUGUGCACAGCAAGGCCGGGAUGGCAAACUGUCAGUUUCCGAAGACCCGCUUACAAAAGCACCAUGACUCAAAUCAAAGUCGAUUUGGUGGAUAUACUUCAUGUUGAUAGUAAUAGAAAGAUCGUAAGGGUAGAACCUUUAGUUACCAUGGGUCAGUUAACAGCUACCCUCAACCCCUUAGGUUGGACUAUACCAGUAUUACCCGAAAUCGAUGACCUUACUGUAGGAGGUUUAGUCAUGGGUACUGGAAUAGAGUCCUCGUCACAUAAAUAUGGACUCUUUCAGCACAUAUGCAUAUCCUACGAAUUGGUCCUCGCGGAUGGCAGUGUAGUAAAGUGCUCCAAAGAUGAGCACUCUGAUUUAUUUUAUGCCAUUCCAUGGUCUUAUGGAACACUUGGUAUUUUAACAGCUGUAGAAAUUAAGCUCAUACCUGCAAAACAAUAUGUGAAACUAACAUAUCAACCUGUUAAAGGAUCUGAGAAUAUUGCUCGAGAGUUUAUUAAAGUCAGUAAAGAUUUAAACAAUGAGUUUGUAGAAGGACUUGCAUAUAGUAGAGAUGACGCUGUAAUUAUGACAGGAGUGCAGACCAAUGAAGUAGAGUAUGAUAAAGUAAACGCAAUAGGAAAAUGGUAUAAGCCUUGGUUCUUCUUGCACGUAAAGGAAAUGAUAAAUAAAAACACUCGAGUGACUGAAUAUAUUCCUCUAAGGGAUUACUAUCACAGACAUACGAGAUCGAUUUUCUGGGAGUUACAGGAUAUCAUCCCUUUUGGAAAUAACCUCCUGUUCCGUAUUAUUUUUGGCUGGUUGAUGCCUCCAAAAAUCUCUUUGCUCAAACUCACACAAACCAAAGCAAUAAAGAAACUUUACGAAAACAACCACGUGUUGCAAGAUAUGUUGGUACCAAUUGAAACUUUAGAUGACAGUAUUAAAAUAUUUAGAGAUACUUUUGAUGUAUAUCCGUUAUGGUUGUGUCCUUUUAUUCUACCUAAUGAUCCGGGAAUGCUUCAUCCGAAGGAAGACAGAGAACAAUUGUAUGUGGAUAUCGGAUUGUAUGGUGUGCCUAAAGUGGAAAAAUUUAGACCUAAAGAAGAUAUGCGAAAAAUUGAAAAAUAUGUUACAGAUGUCGGAGGAUUCCAAAUGUUGUAUGCCGACACCUAUAUGACUCGAGAAGAAUUUAGAACAAUGUUUGAUCAUUCCUUAUAUGAUCGUGUAAGAGAGAAGCUGCAAUGUAAGGAGGCCUUUCCCGAGGUGUAUGAUAAAGUUUCAAGAAAGGCUAGAAUAUAAAACUGACAAGUUGUAUAACAUUAAGUCUUUAUUCAAACAUAUAAUGUAUUAAGCAUAAUAGCAAUCCUGUAAUAUAAAUCCUUAAAUUGUUAAAAUACGCGAAAGCGAUCGAAUUAGACUCGAACCACAAAAAGAACCCCAAAGUUUCAAUAGUUCCGUACAUUCCUAAAAGAUUACUCGUGCUUUGCCAGGUAUCGGAAUACCAAAUAGGGUAUUAACUAAAGAUAAAUUCUGAAAUCUGCUACUCAAAAUGUUUCCUCUAGUUGAAUGAAAACAUGUCUCAGCGUGCCGACCAAUCAAACAAAGAAAACGGAUAUAGUUUGAAUGAAAGAAAAGAAAAUAUUCUUUGAAUUAUUUUUACCUGAGCGAAACUUGGGUUCCUCGGCCUCGCUAUCAAAGAAUCAAGUGCUACCACCUCACUUAACAGUAGUAGUUAAUCUGUUUACUUUAGUUUUUGGAUAAACUACUAUAAGUUUUCUAUAUUUUUAAGAUCAAUAUUCAAAAUUACGGUCAUAUGUCCUUACUGAAAUUUAAAUUUUUGCUAAAAGAUUUAUAACAAAAAACCUCACUCAUACAAACUUGUAUGUGUAUGAUGUAAAAAAUAUAUAUACUUACACGUCUAGUUGUGGUAUUUAUUUAGGUCCUGUAUAACAAUUCACCUGCUAACCAAAUGUUAGCUUUUCCCAGCCAUAUGAUUGUGCUCCCCGAAUAAAUAACAAAUUAAAUUUCCAUUAGUCGAAAAAAUUUGUAUAAUUAUAUUUUGUUAUAUUUGCUUAAAUUAUUGCGGUGAUUAUAAAUUAGAUACGCAAAAUUCUCAAUCAAAUGCUUUAUAGAAUUAAUUAUAAUUAGGAUUUGAUAUUUGCUUAAAUAAUCAAUUAUUUAGUUUUUUGUAGUUUUUAGUAAAUGGCAAAGAGUUCUAAACAAAUUGUUGGACUUUAAAAGCAAUACAUUUCUUGAUGAAUUGGUUUUUAUAAUAUUAAUUAUAAGCUAUAUAAGAGAAUAUAAAACAAGUUUUUAAUUAA